Messenger RNA from Pyrus x bretschneideri (Chinese white pear), 1099 nucleotides. RefSeq names its product probable 2-oxoglutarate-dependent dioxygenase AOP1. The transcript is spliced from 3 exons. Bases 16 to 969 code for a protein of 317 amino acids. The record is from RefSeq and is a predicted model, not a curated record. Gene Ontology annotation, molecular function: dioxygenase activity. Lineage: Eukaryota; Viridiplantae; Streptophyta; Magnoliopsida; Rosales; Rosaceae.
GUUCAAGAGAGAAAUAUGGGGUCAGAAAGUCAGCCUCUUGUGGUUCCUGUUGUAGACUUAUCCAAUGAAAACUUGAAGCCUGGAACGGAUGCAUGGCUGUUGGCAUGCAGACAAGUACAGCAUGCACUAGAAGAGUACAGCUGCUUUGAAGCGGUUUACAAAAAAGAUACUUUGGAAACUCGCAACUCCAUUUUCUCUGCAAUGAAAGAUCUUUGUGAUCUUCCAUUCGAAACUAAAACGCAGGAGACCAGUGAUAAGCCUCUCCACAGCUAUUUUCCCCCAAGUCCGAUCUUUCCUCACGAUUUUUCCACGGGGAUUGAGAGUCCAGAAACUGUAGAAGGAGCUCAAAAGUUCACUAGUAUCAUGUGGCCCGCAGGAAAUGAACGUUUUCGUUAUACUGUUCAAUCCUACUCAAAGAUGUUGGUAGAAUUGGAUCAAAUGGUGACAAGAAUGGUGUUUGAUAUUUAUAGGGUGGGGAGGCUUUAUGACUCUCACAAGGCAUCCGCCACUUACCAGCUUAGAUGCAUUGAAUAUCAAACACAGACUAUACAGCGGACGAAUAAGAAUGAUGUGAGACUGUUUCCUCACACAGACAAGUGUUUCACAACCAUCGUGCAUCAAAAUGAGGUCAAUGGUCUGCGGAUCAAAACAAAGGCUGGCCAAUGGAUUGAUUAUGCACCUUCUUCACCUUCAUCUUUUAUAGUAAUUGCAUCCGAUGUACUCAUGGCAUGGAGUAACGACAGGGUAUGCGCAUGUGAGCAUCAAGUCAUCCUGGAACAGAAGAAAAUAAGAUAUUCGGUGUCAUUAUUCUCAUAUAAAAAUGAUAUUGUGCAAGUACCUGAAGAGCUAGUUGAUAACAAACACCCCUUACGAUAUAAGCCAUUUGAUCACUUUGAUUUCCUUCGUUUCUUUCUAACUGAGGCGGGACAGAAAGCUAAGCAUGCUAUCAAAGCCUACUGUGGUAUUUGAGAUCUGUUUUUAGAUUCUUGUGUAAAUAUAGAUACCGAUGGCUUCUUCUGCAGCUUCUCUAUUGAAUGUAAUGUGUGAUUUCUUUUUAGCUUUUACUGAAUAAAAAAAGUUGUGGUGUUGUUUUUUCCGA